Alexandromys fortis (reed vole) is the source of this 550-nucleotide messenger RNA. RefSeq names its product sperm microtubule inner protein 3 (gene Spmip3). The transcript has 4 exons. Lineage: Eukaryota; Metazoa; Chordata; Mammalia; Rodentia; Cricetidae. The record is from RefSeq and is a predicted model, not a curated record. The coding region runs from base 1 to 435 and encodes 144 amino acids.
AUGACGGCCAUCCGACUACGAGAAUUUGUAGAGCGUCGCCCAACGGUUCCACCUAGUAUAUUUAUCUGUCACCAAGGAAGGGACAUCAGAGGCUACUACCCUGGGCAACUGGCAAGACUCCAUUUUGACUACAGCGUGAAGAGGGCUCCAAGAACACUUAUAGACCUGGCAAUUCCACCCAAAAGCAAAACUGCGUACCAGCCUCAAUUAGACCAGCAGACACUCAUUCGAUACAUUCGUUUUGGAAAAUUGUCAAGGCCUACAGGCACAUGGUAUAAUGAAACAACUUACCAAAGAGACUACUCCCUGCCAUUUUAUGAGAUUGGUUUGGAUCAGAAAAUAGGCACACUUUCAUCAAAUCCUAGACCUCUUAAUUCACUACCAGAAAUCUACUGCUGUGCCGAGAGAAACGGCUUUUCAAGAAACACCUUUUAAAACGCACUUAAAGUGUGGUAUUCCAAGAAAACAACUUUGGGCAUUUUUUUUUUGUGAGUAAAUUAAUGGUAACAGCACUACUUGUAAGAGUGUAUGCAGAUGGAUCUAAUCCUAA